GUCCUGGACCGUCAAGGUCACACAGCGUGUUCGGUUGUACAAGCGAACGGCCUCACUCUUGCAUUACGAGCUCCAGCGCAUCUCGGUCCCGAUUACCUUAGAUGCCAGCCCAAACACAUUCACCUGUGGACAAUCCAUCUCUCAGCCGCGACCUCCAGGCGUCGAGACAGACGCCUGCGCUCGUGCACUCCCUCUACGAGCUCAAGAGCUCCGCGCUGAGCCUCGCCGUCGAUGAUCAUCACAUCUAUUGCGGUAGUCAGAAUCACGACAUCGCGGUGUGGAAUAAGGCUUCUUUCACCCUGAAGCACACCUUACAGGGGCAUACCGGGAGCGUGCUUGCGCUCGAGCUCGCCGAGGACAAGAACUGGCUCUUCUCCGCGUCGGGGGACAGUACUAUCCGUGUCUGGUCAACAACGACUUUGCUGCCAGUAUACGUCAUAUGCCCAUACCUGGAGACGGGCGCUGGCGACCUAUUCUCGCUUGCGUGGUCAUCGACAUUGCAGACGAUAUUCGUCGGCUGCCAGAAUACGUCUUUGCAGUGGUAUACCUUCACGUCUCGCUCGCUGAACUCCUCCAUUCCCAUUGCCUCAAAUUCGACAUCAUCACUUCACGAGCUGAAUCCGGGAAGUGGCACUUUGACGCCGGGCAGUCUCCAACGCAAGGCGCAUAAAUUCUUUGAUAGCUAUCCGCUUCACGAGCGACGCCCAGCCGAUAUUUUCGCGCACAACUCUGCAGCAGAAUUACCAGGGACGCCAGAUCCGUCAGCUCCCGCUCCAGGGAGUCCGGCACCAUAUGCCUACCUGCACAUACCGGCUAGCAAUGUUGUCGACUCUGCGCACUACGGGUACAUCUACUCUAUGGCGGCUAUCGAGGACGAGCAUGAGUCUGGAAUAAAACUGGUGACUGGCGCUGGAGAUGAGACGGUGAAGGUCUGGAACGUUGCGGAGGACAUCCAUACGCCUGAUCUACUCGGCGAGUUCAACUGUGGACAUGGCGCCGUCUACGCUAUCGUCACCACACGGGAUACCAUAUUUGCCGGCUGUCAAGACGGUUAUGUCAAGGUCCUCGACCUCGAAACCAACACCUCCGUCCGGAGUCUCCUAGUCGAAGAGGGCGUCGAUAUCCUCUCAAUGUCGAUGGUCGGCACCGAUCUUUACACGUGCUCAGCCGACGGGCAGGUCCGGCGGUGGUCCGCAUCGUUUGACUGCACGGCGUCAUGGCAUGCGCACGAUGGGAUCGUGCUGUCGUCCAUUAUCUGCGCGAGGAAUCAGUGGGCGCAACUCCUCACGGGCGGAAGCGAUCACUUUAUCAAGGUUUGGGAGAUUCCAGUGCCGGAAGCGACCGACGGAAGUUCAAAGAUUACGGGCGAAUGCCUACCGACAUCGUCGACCUGCAUGAGUACGGUGCAGUAUGCCCUGUCUAAGUUCGUGGCGUUCCCGAGUAUCAGUAGCGUGCCGAGUCAUCGCGAGGACUGCAGGCAGGCGGCAAUAUGGCUCAAGAAAUGCCUGAAUCAGCUGGGCGCCACCUCGAGCCUGUUACCCAACGGCGAAGGGAGAAAUCCUCUCGUGCUCGCUACCUUCAGCGGCGUGCAAAACGACAAGCCAAAACCUCGCAUCCUCUUUUACGGGCACUACGAUGUAAUCUCCGCGCCAAAGGAGGGCUGGGAAUCGCCGCCUUUUGUUCUGACCGGAAAGAAUGGCUACUUGUAUGGGCGAGGCGUGACGGACGACAAGGGUCCGAUAUUGGCAGUGGCAACGGCGGCAGCUGAGCUCCUUUCUCGACGAUCAUUGCACGCGGACAUCGUCUUCGUUAUUGAGGGCGAGGAAGAGAGCGGGAGUGGCGGAUUUGACGAAGCUGUGCGCAAGUAUCGGGCCCAGAUCGGCAAGAUCGAUGUUAUACUCGUCAGUAAUUCGACCUGGAUAGGAGAAGAAGAGCCAUGCAUUACAUAUGGCUUGCGAGGCGUUGUGCAUUGCGCUGUGGAGAUUACGAACUCGAUGCCCGACGUGCAUUCCGGCGUUGAGGGCGGCAGGGUGAAGGAGCCAAUGCUUGACAUGAUCAAGCUGCUCUCUACAUUAGUCGAGAAUGGCCAUGUUGCGAUACCUGGCUUCUACGAUAGCGUUCGCCCGGUGACAGAUGACGAGAAAGCACUAUAUGGUCUCUUGUCUUCCAUCACGAAGCAACCUGCCUCGUCCCUGAGCGCGCGCUGGCGCGACCCAUCGCUCACUAUCCACAACAUCGAGGUUUCUGGCCCAGGAAACGCCACCGUCAUCCCAAGUACCGUCCGCGCGCAGAUCUCCGUGCGCAUCGUCCCCGACCAGAAGAUGGAGGAUAUCGUCCAGUCUCUCCAGACCCAUCUCGAGAACGCGUUCACAAGUCUGCAGUCUCCGAACAAGCUGCAGGUCAAGAUCGAGCAUACGGCCGACUGGUGGCUGGGUAACCUCGAGGACCCGUAUUUCCAGGCGCUGGAGAACGCGGUGCGCGAGGAGUGGGGCACGGAGCCGUUACGGAUUAGAGAGGGAGGGUCAAUACCUUCGGUACCUUGGCUUGAAAAGGAGUUCGGCUGCCACGCACUGCAUUUCCCGAUGGGUCAGAGCACCGAUCAUGCACAUCUACCGAAUGAGCGCAUACGCCUGUCGAACCUCGCGCGCGGCAAGUCAGUGAUCAUGCGAUUCCUCACCGCCAUUGGUACGAGUUAAGGCCUUGCCGUCGUCUUGGAAGUACAAUUUACAGCCAGAAUCAACGCUACAUAUACAUCCGUGUUAUCUUAUGCUACAGUAAUAUUUAUGCCGCUAAUAGAGAAGGGCCGAUUUGCAUGAAGGAGAUGUGUUUAGAACGGUCGCGGUCAAUCGUCGACAUCGCUCAGAUCAGUGUCCGAGUCACUAGGCCCUAGCUCAUCACCAUAAUUGUAAUCGUAGUACUCCUUGCCACUAUACCCGCGGUAGUGAUUCUCCCAUCGCCCUUCGUAGUUCAUCACCUCGACGUUGACCUCGUUGAACGGGCUGUAGGGCACGGCGUCACCGACUGCAAGCGGGUCGUUGCGGUCCUCAUAACCCAUGCGCUCGAUGGCCCAUUGGCGGCGCUCGCGCUGCGCCCGGGUGGGUCUUUCGGCGGCGAAGGCUCCUUUGACUUCCUCCCAGCCAGAGACGCCGCCUGCGUCUUCGGCGGGUGG
Schizophyllum commune H4-8 is the source of this 3169-nucleotide messenger RNA. RefSeq names its product Zn-dependent exopeptidase. The transcript is spliced from 17 exons. Gene Ontology annotation, biological process: glutathione catabolic process; proteolysis. Gene Ontology annotation, molecular function: peptidase activity; protein binding. NCBI's taxonomy places the organism in Eukaryota, Fungi, Basidiomycota, Agaricomycetes, Agaricales, Schizophyllaceae. The record is from RefSeq and is a predicted model, not a curated record. Bases 102 to 2696 code for a protein of 864 amino acids.